CAAGCAUGCCAUGCAUCACUUCAAAACUUGCUCCUUCACAAGUAUAAUUAAUAAGGUCAGAUUCUGCAAAUUGUAAGUUCUCUCUUGCAGUUCAGAGCAGAGUCUCAGUCUCUCUGAGAAGAAAGUGAGUAUCUUCCUGGAGAAGGAGAACAUUCAAAAUCUGGUGUCUUUAUUUUUUAUUUUUUGUAUUUUUCAUUUAUGUGAUUUUCGUUAUUUUUCUUUAAACUGAUAUUUACUUUUGGUAUUUAAAAAAAUAAACAUUUACCACUACAGUUAUUACUAUUGCUGUAGUACAUAUCGGAACGAACUACGACUUAAAAAAAAUUUUAAACUUGUAUUUAUUUGGUUGUGUGCGGCGAGUGGCGAUCUUUCUAGUAUCUCCUUGCACCAACUCUGUUUCUUUCUGGGAAGAGUAAUAAUUACAAAACAGAGUAAUGGCGCUAUGGAUGGAGGCAGGAUCAGAACCCAAAACCGAAAGCGAGAUAGCUGACCUUGAAGCUAUUACUGCCCUCAAAGAGUCGGCUGCCCUUGAACUCAAGGAGAGAGGCAAUGAGUAUGUUAAGCAGGGUAAAAAGCAUUACUCUGAUGCUAUCGAUUGCUACACGAGGGCGAUAAAUCAGAAUGUUUUAAGUAGCUCUGAGAACUCGAUUUUAUAUGCAAAUAGAGCCCAUGUCAAUUUACUACUAGGAAAUUAUAGACGCGCUCUCAUGGAUGCUGAGGAGGCAAUCAAAUUGUGCCCAAAUAAUGUUAAGGCAUAUUAUCGGGGAGCUAAAGCGUCAUUGGUGUUGAAUUUGUUGAAUGAAGCAAAAUCAUUUUGUGAAAAGGGACUUGAGCAGGACCCAGAUAACAAGGAACUAAAGAAACUUGCUGGGGAGAUUGAUUCACGGAAGCAAGAGGAAGACGAGCGCCAGGCUCUAGUUUCUAAGGCAGUGUCAGAGGCUAAGGACCUUGCUUCUGCAAUCCAGAAUAGAGGCUUGAAGAUUGGGAAGGCGAUGUUUCAAGAACUUACUGGAUUAAGGAAACCGGUUUUAGAUAAUAAUAAUAUUCUUCACUGGCCAGUUCUUCUUCUGUAUGCAGAGGUUAUGUCCAGUGACUUUAUUGAGGACUUCUGUGAGACCGACAUUUUUGCAGUUCAUCUUGACAUGAUGUUUUCAGAAGGUUGUCCACCACUGCCAUGGGAUAAAGAAAAUAACUAUAUGCGUGAAGCAGUUGAACUGUACUAUGAGGCUGGUUCUGGAGUUUCUCUGUCAAAGACAAAACUUCUCCGUUAUCUGCUAGAGGGGACUGCCAGUGCUAAUGCUGAAAGCAUCAGUGAUGAAGAGAAGGAUGCAAUUGAUGACUACUCUGCAGGUAGGGGCUCUAAAUGGGUCAAGGUAAAUGAGAAAAGGAAGCUCUAUGAUGUUCUGAAAGAAGCUAACUUCAUCAUCCCUGGGAUCCCAGUCUUUUAUGUUGUUUCAAAGACCUCCAGUUUCUACAAAGAUUUCAGAUCAGGCAAAUGGACUCCACCUCCAUGAGUGGGUAGCAUAAUCAAAACAACUAGUAGCACAGUUUCUUAUCUGAAGAUAUAUAUUGCUGUUAAUGAAAGUGAAGGCAUUGUUGAUAAUCAGUAGAAGAAAAAAAUCUUCAUAGACCUUUGGGUGAUAAUGUUCAUAGAUCCACAAUGUUUACCUGUACACCAAAUCAGAGCACUGAAGGCGUUUUCUUAUUUGGCCAUUGUUGUAGGAUUUUUCACUUCUUCGACUUCGAGGAUUUGAUGUAUUAGACUAUUAGUUAGCACAAUUUCCCUAAUGGUUCUACGCGAGAGUUGAAAUUAAA
Pistacia vera is the source of this 1815-nucleotide messenger RNA. Its product is annotated as tetratricopeptide repeat protein 4 homolog. The coding region runs from base 435 to 1514 and encodes 359 amino acids. The record is from RefSeq and is a predicted model, not a curated record. NCBI's taxonomy places the organism in Eukaryota, Viridiplantae, Streptophyta, Magnoliopsida, Sapindales, Anacardiaceae. The transcript is spliced from 8 exons. Gene Ontology annotation, molecular function: Hsp90 protein binding.